Serpula lacrymans var. lacrymans S7.9 is the source of this 2431-nucleotide messenger RNA. RefSeq lists its product as uncharacterized. Gene Ontology annotation, cellular component: phagophore assembly site. The record is from RefSeq and is a predicted model, not a curated record. Lineage: Eukaryota; Fungi; Basidiomycota; Agaricomycetes; Boletales; Serpulaceae. Bases 90 to 1268 code for a protein of 392 amino acids. The transcript has 10 exons. Gene Ontology annotation, biological process: autophagosome assembly.
GACUCAGACCUGCAGUAAACAGGUAUAGCUUAUCUGCACUGACAUCGUGUAACAACCUUCAUUGCCUAUCAGACUUAAUAUACGAAAGCAUGUCUUCGUCCAAUAUCAGAGUGGUCGUCAAACUCCCAUACAACCGCCCUGAGCACCCUCACCGCGAACCCCCUAGAAUUGAGUGGAAUGCAGAAAAGGCCAACGUUCUGUGGGAAGUAAUCGCUCUGUCGAGGACGAGCGAUAACGGCGGGACAGAUUGGAAAGGCCUCGCCGCACACCUAGAGGUGCCUCUUCCUUACCUGCUGUACCGCGCUCAAGCAAGAUAUGAAGAAGACCUACGUGGCCUUCAAGACAUCAAAGGUGUACUGAGCCCUACUUCCGGACAGCCAAUAACAAAAGUAAGCGAAGAACCCUCAGCGCCGGAACCUUUAUCAAUUCGAAUCCCACAAAGACGACCGAGUGGAAGCGCAGCUAGACUCUCUGCACUUUCCUCGUCGGGUCGAAUCUCUACGCCGCUGGGGGUACGUGCUCGUCUAAACUCUCUAGGCCACCAUACCCCAGCACAGCCCAAGAAAGCCUCGUCUUCGUCUACUUUGACUUUACCAAAGAAAAUUCAAUCCCACUUGCGCCCAGCUUCUGAGUCUUCCUCUGACGAGACCGAUUCUGAUGACGAGCAACUCGCCAGGGAGGAAGAAGCCGAUAGAAAGCACGAAGAGCAGGAAACUUUGGAUCGUAAACUAGCAAAUCUCCAGAAGUUGAUUACAAAUGAUGCUUUGGGACUUGUCAGCUCACCAGAGUCCAAAGGAAAGAGCAAGGAGAUCACACGUGGGCGGUCUAUUUCUGCCCUUCCUCGGCCUCUCCAUGAGAGUUUUCGCCAAGACGAGGUGAACAAUCGCGAUCAUAGUGCUAGUGUGUCUAGUGCAAGCUCUCCUCGGGAAUCACUUCCAUCCAUAUCCUCGCCUCCACCUGAGUCUCAGCCGCACUCUCCAAUGAGCAGACACAUUUCAUCCAGUAAAUCUUCCAGUCCACCUGCACUGUCCUCACGGAAUGCAAAGGGCCAACCUCAUAUGCGCUUUGGGGCUUUGGUCGCUCAAGCAAACGCGAGCGAGCAGGAAAGCAGUCAAGGGUCCUCUGCUUCUAGCUUCAGCGACAUAAGUGAUGCAAGUCUCUCUGCAUCUGCUUUAGAAAGUGCGCUGCUAUCAAAUAUCCGAGGCGGUGGGUCUCGAUUCUCUGCUAUCGCAAGAAGUCGGUUCAGUGGUCGAGGCAUCCGCCAGUAGCAGUGUUAGAAUUACGAUUGCCUGGCUAACAUGAUGAGACCACACUUGAUUACCAAGUGUCCGGAUUUUGCUUAUGAUUUGUUGACGCCUACUUACUACAGGACAUGUCGACACUUAUUAAUUACCCGUAUUAUUCCCUUUGUUCAAGUACUUCUGUGCAGUUCUAGCACCUUCCAUAUUGCUUGCGUGUCUUCAUUGUGCCAAAGUGCUGAAAGAGACAAGGGAAAUGCAAUUGUAACCGCGAAGUACCUGUAUUCUACUCAUACGAUCAUCCUGAUCUGGACCAACUUCCUCGAACUUCGACCAUCACAUUCGCGACUCUACAGCCAAAUUUGCUAUUAGCUUUUUCAUUUCUUCCCCUUUAAAAGCCCUGUUGCUCCUACGAUGGAACUGACAUUUAUUAAUGACCUCGGCCAACCUUUCGUUGUCGAGAUCGACCCAAAUAUGGAGCUAGAGAAUGUUAUGGCUCUCGUCGAGGCCGAAGUGAGCCCACUUGGGUCUACCCAGCAGCGACGAUAAUAAAAACAUUAACAAUGGAAUUCUUGUUUAAUCGCAGUCCGGCGUGCCAGUCAGCGAGCAAAGCAUAUCGUACGAGAAUAGGGAGCUGAGUAACCCAAAGGCAACGAUGCGGGAAUGUGGAGUGAACGAUAAAGCGAUACUCUUGCUCAGGCGAAAGGUGGGGCGAAGUGCAGGUGGCAGGCCGAUAGAGCAGGAUGCAGAGAUGAUGCGUUUACAGAUACUCGGCGACCCACAGCUCAUGCGCCAACUCCAAGAAACUCAGCCGGAAGUGGCAGCUGCUGCACAAACAAACCCUGCAAGAUUCGCUGAACUCCUUCGUCAGACGAGAGACCGUCAGUACGAGGCAGAACUUGCCCAGCAACGCGAGGUCUCGCGGCUGAAUGCGGAUCCAUUCGAUGUCGAGGCCCAGCGCCGUAUUGAAGAGGCCAUUCGUCAACAGGCGGUUAUGGAGAACAUGGAGCAUGCGCUUGAGUACGCACCAGAGAGCUUUGGAAGGGUUACGAUGCUUUAUAUUCCUGUGGAAGUCAACUCGAAACCAGUCAAAGCCUUCGUUGACAGCGGUGCGCAACAAACUAUCAUGAGUCCAGAAUGUGCCGAAGCAUGCGGUAUAAUGCGGCUCGUCGACCAAAGAUUCGCAGGCAUCG